Molecule: messenger RNA, 1592 nt
Organism: Lagenorhynchus albirostris (white-beaked dolphin)
Lineage: Eukaryota; Metazoa; Chordata; Mammalia; Artiodactyla; Delphinidae
Product: platelet-activating factor acetylhydrolase IB subunit beta-like
Biological process (GO): microtubule organizing center organization; nuclear migration; brain morphogenesis
Cellular component (GO): microtubule associated complex; nuclear envelope; neuronal cell body
Molecular function (GO): microtubule plus-end binding; dynein complex binding
Source: RefSeq, a predicted model, not a curated record
CCGCCGGUGGAUGGGAGUGAAGGACGGAAGAGGCCCUGCGGAGGCGGCGGUGCAGCGCUCCGGUGGAAUGAACCUUACUUGUUGAAUAUCUCCUGGUUACUCGUUGGAUUCACUUGUGGAAGAAUCAUUUUCCCCUGCGUGGAAGCCACUUAGUGGCAUAUUUAAUUAUAAAUCCAGGGAUUGCAAAGUUUUUUGAUUUCCCAAAGGAGGGACAUACCACUAUAUCAAAUAAGCUUGACAUUACAGCCAAAAUGGUGCUGUCCCAGAGACAACGAGAUGAACUAAAUCGAGCUAUAGCAGAUUAUCUUCGUUCAAAUGGCUAUGAAGAAGCAUAUUCAGUUUUUAAAAAGGAAGCUGAAUUAGAUAUGAAUGAAGAAUUAGAUAAGAAAUAUGCUGGUCUUUUGGAAAAAAAAUGGACAUCUGUUAUUAGAUUACAAAAGAAGGUUAUGGAAUUAGAAUCAAAGCUAAAUGAAGCAAAAGAAGAAUUUACGUCGGGUGGACCUCUUGGUCAAAAAAGAGACCCAAAAGAAUGGAUUCCCCGUCCACCAGAAAAAUAUGCAUUGAGUGGUCAUAGGAGUCCAGUCACUCGAGUCAUUUUCCAUCCUGUGUUCAGUGUUAUGGUCUCUGCUUCAGAGGAUGCUACAAUUAAGGUGUGGGAUUAUGAGACUGGAGAUUUUGAACGAACUCUUAAGGGGCAUACAGACUCUGUACAGGAUAUUUCAUUCGACCAUAGUGGCAAGCUUCUGGCUUCAUGUUCUGCGGAUAUGACCAUUAAACUAUGGGAUUUUCAGGGCUUCGAAUGCAUCAGAACCAUGCAUGGCCAUGACCACAAUGUUUCUUCAGUAGCCAUCAUGCCCAAUGGAGAUCAUAUAGUAUCUGCCUCAAGGAAUAAAACUAUAAAAAUGUGGGAAGUGCAAACUGGCUACUGUGUGAAGACAUUCACAGGACACAGAGAAUGGGUACGUAUGGUGCGGCCAAAUCAAGACGGCACUCUGAUAGCCAGUUGUUCCAACGACCAGACUGUGCGCGUGUGGGUCGUAGCAACAAAGGAAUGCAAGGCUGAGCUUCGAGAACAUGAGCAUGUGGUAGAAUGCAUUUCCUGGGCUCCAGAAAGCUCCUAUUCUUGCAUCUCUGAAGCGACAGGAUCUGAGACUAAAAAAAGUGGCAAGCCUGGACCAUUCUUACUGUCUGGAUCCAGAGACAAGACUAUCAAGAUGUGGGACGUCAGUACUGGCAUGUGCCUUAUGACCCUUGUGGGUCAUGAUAACUGGGUACGUGGAGUUCUGUUCCAUUCUGGGGAGUUUAUCUUGAGUUGCGCUGAUGACAAGACCCUGCGUGUGUGGGAUUACAAGAACAAGCGAUGCAUGAAGACCCUCAAUGCGCAUGAACACUUUGUUACCUCCUUGGAUUUCCAUAAGACGGCACCAUAUGUGGUUACUGGCAGUGUAGAUCAAACAGUAAAGGUGUGGGAGUGCCGUUGAUUGAGUUUCAUUUGGCCCCUCCUCCCUUGUUUCCUCUGGAUGCACUCUGAUGAUACCAUGGUUACCCUAUUGAGCUCUGUUUAAAUAAAUAUUGUCCUUUCAUGUAAAUUA